Molecule: messenger RNA, 890 nt
Organism: Solea solea (common sole)
Lineage: Eukaryota; Metazoa; Chordata; Actinopteri; Pleuronectiformes; Soleidae
Gene: rps2
Product: ribosomal protein S2
Exons: 6
Coding region: 4-846 (280 amino acids)
Biological process (GO): translation
Cellular component (GO): cytosolic small ribosomal subunit; ribosome
Molecular function (GO): structural constituent of ribosome; RNA binding
Source: RefSeq, a predicted model, not a curated record
CAAAUGGCGGACGACGCCGGUGGUAGAGGAGGUUUCCGUGGGGGUUUCGGCGCUGGUGGCCGCGGCGGCCGGGGCCGUGGACGCGGCAGAGGCCGUGGCAGGGGCCGCGGUGCCCGUGGAGGCAAAUCCGAAGAUAAGGAAUGGGUGCCAGUCACCAAGCUGGGCCGCCUGGUUAAGGACAUGAAAAUCAAGUCCCUGGAAGAGAUUUACCUGUACUCUCUGCCCAUUAAGGAGUCUGAGAUCAUUGAUUUCUUCCUGGCGUCUGGUCUGAAAGACGAGGUGCUGAAGAUCAUGCCUGUCCAGAAGCAGACCAGGGCUGGUCAGCGUACCAGAUUCAAGGCCUUUGUUGCCAUUGGUGACUACAAUGGUCAUGUGGGUCUGGGAGUGAAGUGCUCCAAAGAGGUGGCCACAGCCAUCCGUGGAGCCAUCAUCCUGGCCAAGCUGUCGAUUGUCCCUGUCAGGAGAGGUUAUUGGGGUAACAAGAUCGGUAAGCCCCACACCGUGCCCUGCAAGGUGACUGGUCGCUGUGGCUCUGUCUUGGUGCGUCUCAUCCCUGCCCCCCGUGGUACUGGCAUCGUGUCUGCUCCUGUACCCAAGAAGCUGCUCACGAUGGCUGGUAUUGAUGACUGCUACACCUCUGCUAGAGGCUGUACCGCCACCCUUGGCAACUUUGCCAAGGCCACCUUUGAUGCCAUCUCCAAGACUUACAGCUACUUGACCCCAGAUCUGUGGAAGGAGACUGUCUUCACAAAGUCUCCCUACCAGGAGUUCACUGACCAUCUGGCCAAGACUCACACCAGGGUGUCUGUACAAAGGGGGCAGCCUGUCCCACCAGCAACCUCCUAAAUUUUGUAUAAAGAAUUGUUGAAUAAACAUUCUGAAACAAGUAA